Molecule: messenger RNA, 294 nt
Organism: Quercus robur (English oak)
Lineage: Eukaryota; Viridiplantae; Streptophyta; Magnoliopsida; Fagales; Fagaceae
Product: VQ motif-containing protein 1-like
Exons: 1
Coding region: 1-294 (97 amino acids)
Source: RefSeq, a predicted model, not a curated record
AUGUCGGGCUGCAAUAGAGAGCCAGUAAAGGUUGUGAUCAUCAACACCCAUUAUGUGGAAACUGAUGCUAUGAGCUUCAAAUCUGUUGUGCAAAAGCUGACUGGUAAAGAUUCAACGGUAGCAGAAGGGAAAGAGAAAGACAGCAAGAUUUUGAAAGAAAGAAUGGAGAGGAUGGCGGCGAAAACUUGGUCCGGCUCCAGUGGUAAUAAGGCGGCUUUGAUGAAGAAUUUGUCGUUCAAGGAGUUUGAUAAAUUGCUUAGAGAGAUGCCACCAAUGUAUGAGCUAUGGGAAUGA